CGCGACAUGUAUUUGAAAAUUUGUUUUGUUUUUUUUUUAUCUAUAAAUUGACAGAAUGUUUCGUAUAAACAAAGACCUGUGUUUAUUUUCACCAACUGGUGAAUUUUUUGCAACAGCAUAUCAACAAGAAUUAUCAAUAAAAGACAGUAAAACAUUGGAUGAAUAUCAGACAUUUACAUUUACUGAUACAAUUGAGGAUUUUCAAUGGUCACCAAAUGGUCAAUUGAUUCUUUGUGCAAAUUCAAAAAAAAAUAUCAUCGAAAUUUAUUCAUUAAAAUUACCAAAUUGGAAUUGUAAAUUAACUGAGGGUAGUGCUGGUUUCGAAAAAUUUACGUGGACACCAAAUAGUAAAGAAUUUAUACUUACAUCAGACUUUAAUGUACAUUUGUCGAUAUACAAUAUACAUACUCGAAAAAACACUCAAAUAUGGGGAAUAAAAUCUUCAAUUAAAAAAAAUUAUAUAAUUAAUAAUAUCAAUGAAAAAUUAGCAGUCAUAUCAUCAUCAGAUGGAAAAGAUUUUAUAGAAAUAUAUGAAAUUAAAAAUUGGCAAUUAACACGAAAAUUAAUGUGUGAUAAAUUAUUUGGUAUUGAUGGUGUAUCUUGGUCACCAAAUGGAGAGUUAUUGGCAAUAUGGUGUUCAACUAUUGGCAAAUCAAGGCUACUUAUUUAUUCAACAAUUACUGAUACACAUAUUGGAGCAUUUACUGGUGAAAAUAAUGAAAAAAAUAACGAGAUGCAUUUCGAUGAUGAUGAUGAAAAAUAUGUUAAAGGUAUAGAUAAAAUUGUUUGGGGAUCAACUGGUGAACUUAUAGCCAUUGCUGGAUACAAUGAAAAAAUUGCUAUUGUGAAUUAUAUAACAUGGUCAGUUGUAUUGGAAUUUUAUUGUGGUCCUGUAAUUACUGAAGACAAUAUUCUCAGCAAAGUUUUCAAGGAAAUUGAUAUUAAACCACGUAAUUGGACAAAUGACGAAUUUUUAUCAACAAUUCCUGAUCGUCCAUUGAGAUAUAAACUCAAAGAAAUUUAUGAACGUCCAAUAAGUCUGAGCAUUGAUUUGAAGCCUAGCAAUUAUAACGUGUCAAUUGCUGCAAUUGAUAUUUUGGAAUUUAACACAUCUGGAAAAUAUUUAGCAAUGAGACAUCAGCUUUAUCCAACUGUAAUGUUCAUUUGGGAUUUAAUGGAAGAUACUGUUGAUUAUGUAUUUACAAAAAAUCCAAUUACAGGUAUUUGCUGGAAGCCAAAUUCAGGAUGUCUUUUUAUUUUUUCUAAUUCAUCUGUUGUCAUUGAAUGGAGACCAAAUGAAACUGCAAUGUGUUUUGAGACUCCAAAAAGUAUAAAAGUAUUAAAUGCCAGUUGUAAUCCUGGAGGUGAUACUUUGGCUUUGCAUGGAUACUGUAAAACUUCAAUUAUUAGAAUAAAUGAGUGA
Molecule: messenger RNA, 1423 nt
Organism: Aphidius gifuensis
Lineage: Eukaryota; Metazoa; Arthropoda; Insecta; Hymenoptera; Braconidae
Product: WD repeat-containing protein WRAP73-like
Exons: 8
Coding region: 56-1423 (455 amino acids)
Biological process (GO): protein localization to mitotic spindle pole body; microtubule anchoring at mitotic spindle pole body; mitotic sister chromatid segregation
Cellular component (GO): microtubule organizing center; MWP complex; mitotic spindle
Molecular function (GO): protein binding
Source: RefSeq, a predicted model, not a curated record